ACCUUCUGUGUUUGGUCACUGGAACGUUGCCAUGGUCACAUUCUGUGUUGAGCGUGGCAUAGUGAACUGUAGCAUCAGUGGCAAGCCAGGACGCCCAGGCUUGGAGCUAGGCUAUCUGAGAAGUCUGUAAUGUGUUGAAACUACACUUGACAUGGAGCCGAAGGCUCUGAAGAAACUGGUGGAAUCCAUCAGUAAUACUGUCAAGAGCUUCAAAAAAAGUGAAGUAGAGUGUCUCAUAAGACUUUUUCACAGCUUGGUGGAAAGAGCUGAUGUAAGACAUGAUAACGUUGGACUAGAUCGUAACGCAUUUCGAGGGAUCCUGCACAGCAUAUUUGGAAUGACUGAUGAUAUGCUAAUGAAUAGAGUAUUUUUUGCAUUUGACAAAGACAACGAUAACUGCAUAAAUGUAAAAGAAUGGGUUAAAGGAUUAUCAGUUUUUCUUCGAGGGACUUUUGAAGAAAAGCUGAAGUUUUGUUUUGAAGUUUAUUAUCUGAAUGGUGAUGGUUACAUUUCUCGAGAGGAAAUAUUUGACAUGUUGAAGAACAGUCUACACCAAGCGUCAACUGAAGAAGAGACUGAUGAAGGAAUAAAAGAGUUAGUAGAUAUAACACUGAAGAAAAUGGAUUAUGACAAUGAUGGCAAGAUAUCUUUUGCAGACUUUGAAAAAGCAGUCAGAGAAGAGAGACUUUUGUUGGAGGUGUUUGGACCAUGUUUACCAGAAGCACAGAAUUGUCUUGAUUUUGAAGCCCUGGCAUUCAAACACAUCCUGACUUCUAGUUUUUGAAUGUGAAUCACUCAAUAUUUAUAUUAAAAUUAGAAACAGAUCCUGGUUGCCUAUCUUUGUAAAGUUUCUAUAUUUGCUUCAAUUAAUUUACAUAUAGUUAUUGCAAUGUGAGAGGUAAAAUUAUAUGAACAGUUUCUGUAAUAUUAAGUAUGGAUCAAGAUAAUAUCUAUAAUAAGUAAUGAUAAACUAAUUUUAUUUUUUAAAUUAGCUAUCAACCUUGGAUCUUGUGGCAAAUACUGUGAAUUAGCCACAGACUGUCAAUGGACAGCCUCUUUUCUCUUGCUUUCUCAACCACAGAAGUUGGAAACAUAAAACACCAUUCCAGACUCCUCAGUUAA
This is a messenger RNA of Ceratotherium simum simum (southern white rhinoceros), 1122 nucleotides long. The record is from RefSeq and is a predicted model, not a curated record. Lineage: Eukaryota; Metazoa; Chordata; Mammalia; Perissodactyla; Rhinocerotidae.